AUGCUGUGUGCGAUAUCAAAUCAUGUCCCACAGAAUCCCGUUAUUACCAAACAAAGCGGAUGUCUAUUUGAGCGCAGCUUGAUUGAGAAGUAUAUUGAUGAGUACGGCCGAUGCCCUGUAACAGGCGAGCCUCUUACUCGUGACGAUCUUUUGCCCGUGCGCGGAGGAACGGCAGGGAGUGGGCGGAGCAUGCCACAAAUUCUCGGUGUGUGCUCUGUUUUAGAGUUACUAGAGCGGCUGCGUAUUGAAUGGGAUGCAGUCAUGCUUGAGCAGUACUCUUUUCGUUCUAAGCUAGCUCAAGUGGAACAGGAGCUGGCUCAUUCACUGCAGCAGUAUGAAGCUGCCUGCCGCGUUAUCGCCAGUCUCACGAUCCAAUGCGAUGAACUGCGGCAGGAAAAGCAGCGUCAUUCAAAUGGAACAGAUGAUAACAUGCAGAAUGAAGAAGAAGCUGUGGUCGUGCCUGUUCCAUUACUGUCAUUAAUCGAUAGUCAAGAGGCAGAGCAGCGCAAAAAACGUAAACAACAAAAGCAGACCCUGAUGGAUUUAUCCACUCGGAUACCGGAUUCUUUUGUUGAAGCUUCUCAGGUCAAGGUAGCUUCGGACAACAUAGGAGGUGCUCUUUGUUUGUCCAUCGCGAAUGAUCAGUUGUAUACUGCAGGGGCUACAAGUUUAGAAAUUUUACAAUACAACAUGACAGAGAAGCGUAUAUCAGCGACCGGCGUAGGUCAUCAAAAGUAUGUGCACGCUAUCACGACGGUUCAUGAGGGAGCUCGUAUUAUCUCAGCCUCCAAAGACCACACGGUGAAGACUUGGAAGUCAGAGCGGGCUCAACUAACCUGCGAGGGAACUCUGCGCUAUGCAAAUGGGGCAUCGGCCCUUAGUCGUCGGCUUAUUGGUGAGACAUACGCACUAGUAGGUACCUCAGAUGGAUCUUUAUAUAUUUCAAAUGUUGAGGCAGGCGAACAAGCAGUUGUGGCAACAGGGGCAGUAAGCAGUAGCAUAACAUGCGCUGAGCUUCAUCCCUAUGCUUCCUUGGCUGCGAUUGGAACUGAAAGUGGUGAACUCAUAUUGUGGGAUGUAAAGCUAGCUGCUGCAGACACCGUUUUUUCCUUCCGCACCGAUGCCUCGUCUCAUGCCGAUCGAAGAAGGCGUUACCUUAACAGCAUAGACCUACACCCAGACUGCGUGACGCUUUCAGCGGGUCUUAGUGAUGGCUCUGUGUUGCUAUGGGACUUACGUAAAAUCGAGGAGCCCGUGGCUGAAAUUACGGUGCCUAAUGAUACUUCAGGCAACUCAACACCCUCACCAGUAUCAGUAGCGUUCGAGGAAAGCAGUGGCGCGUACUUGGCGGUUGGAAUGCAAGACCUGAAGCUGUACUGCACGGCAAAACUUCUAGAGGGUACUCCACCCAUGGAAUGUGUUCUGGAUACAUUGAGCACUGAUCAUAACGAAGUAAGUCAAGUAUGCUGGCCGAGAAGUUCUAUUGUGGCAGUAAGUUGCAUGGAUGGUGUGGUGCGGGUCUUCAACACAUAA
This is a messenger RNA of Phytomonas sp. Hart1, 1533 nucleotides long. Lineage: Eukaryota; Euglenozoa; Kinetoplastea; Trypanosomatida; Trypanosomatidae. The record is from the annotation of a GenBank genome assembly.